AUGGCCAAAUCGUGUGACGAUAUACCAAAAAAGUACAGUGAAGACGACAUGGACAUGGAUGAUGAGGAGGACCCUCCCGGUUGUUUCCGGAGGUUCAUUAUAUCGCUACGGAUAAACCCGAACCUUAUUAUGUUAAAAGUGACUCUCUUUGUGAUGUAUGGCGCCACCGCAUCUCUUCUUCCAUAUCUAACGAUACACAUGCAAAGUAUUGGUUUAACGGUGCCAGAGAUAUCUUUUGUAUAUUUAGCUUUACCGUUUACAACGUUUUUAAGUCCUCCGAUAACUGGAUUCCUGGUGGAUCGUUUCGGCGAGUACAAGCCCGUUGUGAUAACGGCUUUGAUAUUAAACGCAGCGUUUCAUCAUUCCCUACUCCUGAUACCGCAUCAGGAAACGCCAGGAGUUAUGCCAUCCGCAUACGUUAUGAGACAUCCGAUAAAGGAGAGCGUCGAGAUAUGGUGGAGCCCGUGUCCGAGCAGAGAAUGCCCUGAUGAGGACGAACAAGUAGAUUUUGUUCUCGACCGAUGUGUGGACCACUGCAUGUUAUUCAGACCGACGGAGACCAGCCCCACAAGUGACCCGACAGAUGAUAAGGAUGACAUCGAUGUUCACAUUGUACAAAAGAUUUAUCCACCUAAUUUAUCCAACAGCAGCUUUGUCAAUGGGACCUACGAAGAAGAAGAUUAUAAUGACGCGGCCUUCUUUUUAAUUGAAGUACACGAUGACUUAGGCGAGCCAAAAGAACAACUUGGUAUUGAAAUGGAAAGGGAUGACAAUGACACUGUAACGGACUUUAGAUCACGAUUUGGUGAGAAACUCCUACUAGCCCAAGGUGUAAAUAUUACUGCUCUCGAUAAAGAAGAUUUGAGAUGUGGAGGUCUCGUUAUGUUACAUAACAUGACCAAGUUAUCUCAACUACGCCUUGCAACCCUAUCUGCGGACUGUAUGGUGCAAAAAUGUGAUUUUAGAAAAGGUGGCCCGGAUGUUUGCCCACCGGACUAUAAGGAAAGCGACGAUAAGACUUUUUAUAUCUAUUUCUUCUUACGAUUUAUGGGCACCAUCAUGUUAUCAGCUGGCGUGACAAUCAUGGAUCCUAUAGCAUUGACAAUGAUUCAAAAGUAUGGAGGAGAUUUUGGUAGAGAGAGGCUGUUCUCUAGUAUUGGAAUGGCGAUAUUCUCACCGAUUACCGGCAUGUUAAUAGAUAUGAGGAGUAAACAAGUUGGGUAUACAGAUUAUUCUGCUGCAUUUUAUACAUAUGACGUGUUACUUUUAAUAUCAGCUAUUACAGUCGCUGUAAUGCCGUUAGGAGCUAAAUUGCCAGCAGAUAAUUUGUUGCACGAUUUAAUUAAUAUCAUCAAAAUGCCGCAUAUUAUAAUAUUCAUAUUCUUCUUAUUUGCGUUGGGAAAUUUCUGGGGUUUUAUUGAGUCGUAUUUAUUUUUAUAUCUGAAGGAGUUGGGUGCACCGAAUUUUCUCUUAGUAGUAUCGCGACUGUGCAUCGGUACGUUGCGUAUAUCAGACGCAAUAACAUCCCAAAUCGGCCAUUAUCAGAUGUCGUCUAUCAUGGUCGUGUUCUUUUGCAAUAAUGGUACAUGCUAA
Messenger RNA from Pieris macdunnoughi, 1593 nucleotides. The record is from the annotation of a GenBank genome assembly. Lineage: Eukaryota; Metazoa; Arthropoda; Insecta; Lepidoptera; Pieridae.